AUGGCUUCUGUUCUUUCAUCAUUUUUUUCGCGUGAUCCAAAGGCAAAUUUUCCUUACGAAUUGCCAACCGAAACGUUUUUUCAAAAAGAUGGCUGCUCAAUGGGCAAUUCUUUCAAAAAAUCUGAACCAACGGAAAUAUGUACAUGUUUCUGGUCGCAAAACCAACCACCUGCAGUUUCUUCUUUGAAAAUUCAAGCUCAGAAAUUGAAAACUUUACGACAUCCCAAUGUUUUAUUAUUUUUGGAUAGUUUAGAAAUUGAAAAUAAUUUUUACUUGAUUACUGAAUCGUGUGUGCCUCUUAGUCUUUAUAUAGAGCAAACUUCAUUCAAGGGAUCACAGAAAGAAUACGUAUCUUCAUGGGGAUUGUUCCAGUUGAUGAAUUGCUUGAAAUUCCUUCACAAUGAAGCCAAGUUAAGUCAUGAAAAUCUACGUUAUUCCGUUUAUGUAACCAAAUCAGGCGACUGGAAAAUAAGUGGAUUUGAUUAUGCUGUGCCAUUUAGUAAUCCUCAGAAAGAUUUGAACAGUUUGGCGCUUAUAAUGUGGGAAGUUUUCAAUGGUUUUUCAAAUCCUGUAAUGAAACCACAAUCUCCUGGUAAAAUGCCAAAAAAAUUGCAUGAUCUUUACAAAAAAAUGGCCUCAUCUCAUGCAGCUCGAUUAAUCGUUGAAGAUCUUAUAGUUGAUAACCGUAGAGGAAAUGGAUUUCUUAAAAAUGCUUUUGUGGAUACACUGUUAUUUUUGGAUGAAUUCCAAUUGAAAGAUGCACAUGAUAAACAGAAUUUUUUUUCAAAGCUGCAAAAUGAACUCGAUUUGUUUCCUUCCGAUGUUUCCAAAUACAAAAUCCUGCCGAAAUUAAUUUAUAAUUAUGAAUAUGGUGAUGCAGGUUCGCAUAUACUUGUUCCUUUAUUCAGACUUGGUCGUCUUUUGGAUGAAGAUGAAUAUCAGCGCCGUAUAGUUCCCUGCCUAUGUAAAUUAUUCAGUUCACCAGAUCGAGCAACUCGUGUCAAACUACUUGAGAAAAUUGAUGAAUUUGCUUCCCAUUUGAAAACGGAAGUUGUAAAUGAAAGAAUAUUUGGGAAUCUUGCAUCAGGUUUCAUGGACACUAAUCCAGUAGUUCGCGAAAAUACUGUUAAAGCUAUGGUUUCUAUAGCAGAUAAAUUAAAUUAUCACAAUUUAAAUACGGAAUUGAUGAGACAUUUAGCUCGUUUGCAAGGGAGUGAUGUUGAAGCAGGAAUUCGAACAAAUACGACAAUAUGUCUGAGUAAAAUAAGCUGUUAUAUUGAUCCUUCGCAACGGCAACGCAUACUGAUAAGUGCCUUUACGAGAGCGAUGAAAGAUCCAUUUCCUCCAUCUCGUAUGGCUGCAGUUCUUGCAUUUAGUGCAACACAGCAAUUUUAUUCCUUAAUAGAAGUAGCAAAUAAAAUUGUUCCUGCCUUGGCUCCUUUAACUUGUGAUCCUGAAAAGCAGGUACGUGAUCAAGCCUUCAAAGCUUUACAUGGAUUUAUUGAUAAACUGGAGAAAGCGAGUGAGAAUCCAGAAUCAAUUGCUGAACUGGAAGCUCAAGUUAAAGCAGGUGGUGUCGGUUCCAUAUUAAGUAGUGACAAGGUUCCGCAAUGGGCAAGUUGGGCUCUAAAAUCGCUUUCUGACAAAUUUUAUAAAAAAACCUCUUCACAAUCCGCAGCUAUGAAAGUUGUUGAAAGCGAUAACAUUUCAAAAGGAAAACCAGAUACUGAAAGUCUUUCAGUGGCGAAAACGGAACAAAAUAUUUCUUCUAGUAACACUGGCGGUUGGGGUGAUUUGGAAGAUGAACAGAGUGGCAACGAAAAUUGGGAGGACGCUAACGAAGGAAAGAAUAUGAAUGAUGAUGAUGACUGGAGCACAUGCUGGGAAAAGGUAUUUGGAUAUUCAAUGAUCCAAAUGCGACCAGAAGUAAAAACUUUAAAAAAAUUAUCUGAAUUAUUUCCAGAAAUGCAUAACCGUAUUUUAGAAGAAGAAGAAGAUAUCGACGCUUUGUUAGAUGGUAAAAAGACAACAAUGACAACUCAAAACUUGGCAAAACAUACGAGCAAAAUAAAAGAUUCUGUAAAAAAUGGUUGGGAUGACGAUUCAUGGUCGAAUUUAUAUGAAGAUGAAGGUAAAGUGGAAGAAUUUUUUAUUCCAUAUUUUUUCAAUGUUAAUCAUAGCUUCACUGGCCAUAGCUUUUUAGUAGUUACAGGAUAG
Dracunculus medinensis (Guinea worm) is the source of this 2217-nucleotide messenger RNA. NCBI's taxonomy places the organism in Eukaryota, Metazoa, Nematoda, Chromadorea, Rhabditida, Dracunculidae. The record is from the annotation of a GenBank genome assembly.